CACACUGAUGCGCGGGGUGCUGGAGGAGGGCGCUCCUGUAAGUGGACUUCAGAAAGCCUCCCUGUUUACUUUACUUUAAACGAAGAGGACAACGAGAGAAAAUGUAACAAUCUCGUCGCGACGGGACGCAUAGUGAGUGUUUCUGCAUGUUCUUUGCGCACCUGGCCGCCCGAGCGCGCACGCUGAGCGGAACAUCCGAACCCUUUUCACUUCCACACCGGUUUAACCUGAAGCCACACGCCUCCUAGGGAGAUGUGGAGAGGUUUUGUGACACCCACUGCAUCCCGGCUGUUCCUGCUGAGCGUCUGGCUGGAAGGGUAGCCGCUGUGUCCCGAGGAGGAUGCCGAACAGCUGGCUGUGACUCUGUCAAGAGUGGUCCACCUCAACCAUCCUGUUUGAUGGAGGGAGCAUUGAGAGUCUGUGGCUGCCUGUCUGUGGAGAGUGCUGCUGAUGAUCAGUAAUCUGAACCUUCUUUGGAGUGAGAAAAACACCAACAGCCCCCGUCUACGCCGACUGUCAGUGUAUCCCUUUAGAUUUGCUGCCACAGGGAAUAAUAACCACAGGAUGGAGUCGUUUCCUCUGCUCACAUGUGGGCCGUCUCAGAUGGUGCCUGAGUGACUUUCAUUUGAUGCCAAGCUGAAUUAUUCACACGGCUUGCAGUCUUACACCAAAAGAAGGCAGCAGUCCUCACAGGUUUAUUGCAGUCUCAGCUGUAUCAUCUGUAAUCAUGAGCCAGACUUACCUGCUCUGACAGGAAGAAAGCACCUUUUUAGAAGGAUUGGCAUUGGUCGUUUGAGAAGCUGAACCAGAUGAAGGACAGUGUCAUAUAAACCCCAGCCCAUCCUCUGACUUCAUCCAGCCAGAGGGAACAAUCACUGACUGACAGCAGCACGCCGGGUCGCUCCGUGACCACCUCUCUUGCCCUGUGAGCUCCCUGCACCCUCUCCGGCAGAUCGCUACGGGUUGUGUCGCUAGUAGGAUGAUACUGGAUCUGCAUGUGUGCAUAAAGAAGUAUCGAGGUGCAAAUCACCACCUUUGGCAGUCAUGAGGAAUAGAGGGCUGAAGACGCAGUCCUGAAGAUUGAUGGAGGGCCAUGCUAUUCAAACAGCAGGCAUUGCUGAGACAGAAGCUCUUCGUUCUGGGCAGCCUUGCUAUCGGAAGUGUCCUCUAUCUUGUGGCCAGGGUUGGGACCUUGGAUAGGUUACAACCCAUUUGCCCCCUUGAGAGCAGAGUGCCCCCUCCUGAGCCAGAGCAAAUCCCUCUCCGUACCCUGCAGUUUAAGCGUGGCCUGCUCCAUGAACUUCGCAAGGGCAAUGCCACCAAAGAGCAAAUCCGUCUGCACAACCUGGUCCAGCAGCUGCCUCGGGCCAUCAUCAUCGGGGUGCGCAAGGGGGGCACCCGCGCCCUGCUGGAGAUGCUCAACCUGCAUCCGGCAGUGGUCAAGGCCUCGCAGGAGAUCCACUUCUUUGACAAUGACCAAAACUACGCACGAGGCAUCGACUGGUACAGGGAGAAAAUGCCCUUCUCCUUCCCUCAUCAGAUUACCAUUGAGAAGAGCCCGGCCUACUUCAUCACAGAGGAGGUCCCUGAACGCAUUUUCAAGAUGAACUCCUCCAUCAAGCUGCUGAUCAUAGUCCGGGAGCCCACCACCAGAGCUGUGUCCGACUACACGCAAGUGCUGGAGGGCAAGGAGCGCAAAAACAAGACGUACCACAAGUUUGAGAAGCUGGCCAUCGACUCAAACACUUGCGAGGUGAACACAAAGUACAAAGCGGUGCGAACCAGCAUCUACACUAAACACUUGGAGCGCUGGCUGAAGUACUUCCCCGCAGAGCAGUUCCACAUCGUGGACGGGGACCGCCUCAUCACGGAUCCGCUGCCGGAGCUGCAGCUCGUCGAGCGCUUCCUCAACCUCCCCUCAAGGAUCAGCCAGUAUAACCUGUACUUCAACGCCACCAGGGGAUUUUACUGUCUGCGAUUCAACAUUGUCUUCAACAAGUGCCUGGCAGGCAGCAAGGGCCGCAUCCAUCCAGAGGUGGACCCGUCGGUGGUGACUAAACUGCAGAAGUUCUUUCACCCCUUCAAUCAGAAGUUUUACCAGAUCACCGGUCGGACAUUCAGCUGGCCAUGAUCAGCUUAUCCAAUGAGAUUGCUUGGAUUGAUAUUUUGUUUUUUGUUUUUUUCAAACACAAAGCCACCAUGUCUCAAAGAUAGUAAUAGCACUUUGAUUGCAUUUAAUACAAGAAUGACAGUGUGACCAAAUAUAAAAAGAACUUGAUGUGUGAGAAUAAAACAAAACAGUUUGAUGAUUUGACUAAGAGGUUCAAUUCAAAGCACUUGACCCUGCAGAUAAUUCACCUGUCUGUCAUUGUUCCCUAAAGAGGAAAAAAAGGACUGAACUGUGUGAUUAACUAAAGAGAUUAUUUUUGUUGCUCUUUAAAAGACUAUCAAACACUGACAUUCAUGCUGUUAAGAUAAGCUUUAAGUGUGAUGCUUUUUUCAUGAUUAAACACUUAAAAGAUGACAAAAUGACAUUUGAUAAACAGUUUUUCAUUUGUUCCCCAUCAUUUUUGUUUAUUUGACCAAAACUGCAUGUGCAAUCAAGAUGCCAUUAUAACGUUGUGCACUCUAGUAUUAGUUGUCUUCUGUUGUCAGUUCAUGUUGUCUUUAACCACAUUUUAUUUUUAAUUCAAGCUGCGAUAAUUCCAUUAGAUGGUUACCUCUUUUAAUUCUCAACAGAAUACCCAUUCUAAAGAGCAGGACAAAAUGAGGAUAGCUACUCAGAAUAAGAUCUAAUGAUUCAAACUUGAUUCAAGCCAUGCCCAAAACCUUCAAAGCAUUUAAGACUCAAGCUUGUGUUUUUAAUGUAAGUAUGAUGUUUCCUCCCCCUACAGCGCUUCCAUGGGUUUGGGAAAUACCAGGCAAAAAAAGCUAUGGUGGAGGAAAAAAAGUUUCCCUCUGAUGAUUCUUGUCAAACUGACUGUUUAUUCUGUGAUUAUUAGCAAAAUGUGUCUGUUUCUGUGCAAAUAUUCAUUCUGUGUCAUAAGUGUGUUGUUAAAAAAGGUGAUAUUAAAAUAAUGUGAACAUUUGUCAGCUGA
Molecule: messenger RNA, 3098 nt
Organism: Micropterus salmoides (largemouth bass)
Lineage: Eukaryota; Metazoa; Chordata; Actinopteri; Centrarchiformes; Centrarchidae
Product: heparan sulfate glucosamine 3-O-sulfotransferase 5
Exons: 9
Coding region: 1094-2131 (345 amino acids)
Molecular function (GO): [heparan sulfate]-glucosamine 3-sulfotransferase activity
Source: RefSeq, a predicted model, not a curated record